GGCGGCGGCCGGGCUGAGGAGGAGGGCGGUGUGCGGCGGGCGGAGAGGUGUGAGGGCGGCCGUGAGACCUGACAGGAAAGCCGGGCCGGGAGGGCCGCCGCCGCCGCCGCCGCCAUGCAGGAAAUCAUCGCCAGCGUGGACCAUAUCAAGUUCGACUUGGAGAUCGCAGUGGAGCAGCAGCUUGGGGCGCAGCCGCUGCCCUUCCCCGGCAUGGACAAGUCGGGGGCUGCUGUCUGCGAAUUCUUUCUGAAAGCUGCAUGCGGCAAAGGGGGCAUGUGCCCAUUCCGCCACAUCAGCGGCGAGAAGACAGUUGUAUGCAAACACUGGCUGCGUGGGCUGUGCAAGAAAGGGGACCAGUGCGAGUUCCUGCACGAGUAUGACAUGACCAAGAUGCCCGAGUGCUACUUCUAUUCCAAGUUCGGGGAGUGCAGCAACAAGGAGUGCCCCUUUCUGCACAUCGACCCCGAAUCCAAGAUCAAGGACUGCCCUUGGUAUGACCGUGGUUUCUGCAAGCAUGGUCCCCUGUGCAGGCACCGGCACACACGGAGAGUCAUCUGUGUGAAUUACCUCGUGGGAUUCUGCCCGGAGGGACCCUCAUGUAAAUUCAUGCAUCCUCGAUUUGAACUGCCCAUGGGAACCACAGAGCAGCCUCCACUGCCGCAGCAGACCCAGCCUCCGAGCAAGCAAAGUAACAAUCCGCCAUUACAAAGGUCGUCCUCCUUGAUCCAGUUAACGAGUCAGAACUCUUCUCCCAAUCAGCAGAGAGCCCCGCAGGUCAUCGGGGUCAUGCAGAGUCAAAACAGCAGUGCAGGCAACCGGGGACCCCGGCCGCUGGAGCAGGUCACCUGUUACAAGUGUGGUGAAAAAGGACACUACGCCAACAGAUGCACCAAAGGGCACUUGGCCUUCCUCAGUGGACAGUGACAGCAGCUGGAGCCAGCUCAGAACAGCCCAAGGGGCCCCAUGGUUGGGAGCGUGCAUUCCACUGUUGGUGCAGUGGUGGUGUGAUCCUGGCUAGAGCUGGCAGGCAGGCAUUGGGGAUCAUCGUCCCGAGAGGCCAUGCAUUUCAUUCCCUAUCAUUUUGCUGUAAUUAAU
This is a messenger RNA of Ochotona princeps (American pika), 1095 nucleotides long. It is a transcript of the gene CPSF4, whose product is annotated as cleavage and polyadenylation specific factor 4. Gene Ontology annotation, cellular component: mRNA cleavage and polyadenylation specificity factor complex. The coding region runs from base 115 to 924 and encodes 269 amino acids. The record is from RefSeq and is a predicted model, not a curated record. Gene Ontology annotation, molecular function: RNA binding; zinc ion binding. The transcript is spliced from 8 exons. Lineage: Eukaryota; Metazoa; Chordata; Mammalia; Lagomorpha; Ochotonidae.